GCCUUCGCUGUUCGGAACCCCAAAGCAACUCUUUCCCAACGUUCAACGAUAUUAAUGACACCCGCACAGCCUAGGUUUCGGCGGUGCACCGGUGAUAUUUAGGCUGAAUGGGAUCAUCAAGCUGUUUCAAAGUGUUUCAGCUUUUACUUCCAUUCACAUGUAUUCCAAGCUGAUACUAGUAGGUUUUACCUGCUUGGCCGGUGCAUUCGCUGUCUAUUUGGGCCAAGUCGUUCGCAAAAGACUCAGACAAUGCGAGCCAAAGGACAUACACCAGUUCAUACCGUUACCUCCUGGUCCCAAAAAAAUGCCAAUCAUAGGAAACCUCUUCGAUAUUCCAUUAGUUGACAUGGCAAAGGUAUUCGCAGAAUGGAAAAGCUUGUAUGGCGACAUCAUCUACAUUGAGGCAUUGCAACAACGGAUCAUGGUGUUGAGCUCCUUCGAACAUGCUAACGAACUUUUAUCCAAGAAAUCGUAUUCCGAUCGUCCGGUACCCAUGAUGUUAGGAGAGCUCAUGGGCCUUGGCCAAAGCUUUGCUUUACUUCGAUAUUGCGCUGCGUGGAAAGAACAGAGGAAGUUUGCUCAUUUGGCUUUGAAUGCUGGUGCAAUCAAAGAAUAUAGCAAGCUGCAAACGGAGGCUGUCGUGUUGUUUCUGGACAGUCUCGUCGAGAACCCAAGGGACUUCAUAUCUCAGCUUCGGUUGGCUACGGGCCGCGCUGUGUUGUCCAUGACAUAUGGUUUCCCAGUCAAAAGCUCGGAGACGAUGAAUUUUAUUGCUGAACUGGAGAUUAUGAUGGCCACUAUAGGCAAAGGAAUGAUGCCAGGAGCAUACGCUGUCGAUAUAUUUCCAUGGCUCAGAUAUAUCCCUUCUUGGGUCCCCUUCAAUAACAUUCAUGCCAUUGCUGCAGAGGGCCGCACGCGCCUUCUUCGCGUUGUCGGACUACCCUUUGAAUAUGCGAAACAACAGUUUUCGUCGCCUUCACCAACCGCAUCCUUCACCGCUACUUGUCUUCAGGUAGAAGGCGCUGCCGACAUGGAACAUCAAAUACGGUGGGCUGCUGGUUCGAUGUACGGGGCUGGUAGUGAAACGACCAUGGGCACAGUAUUGGCUUUCAUUCUCGCCAUGGCCUUGUACCCUGAUAUUCAAACUAAGAUAAGGAUGGAGCUUGAUCAUGUUGUUGGCCAUGGGCAACUCCCGACAUUGGAUGAUCGCUCCCGCUUACCUUAUGUGAAUGCUGCCAUCAAAGAAAUAAUGAGGUGGAAUCCAGUGGUUCCUCUAAGUCUCCCUCAUUUUACAAGCAAGGAAGAUGUAUACCAAGGGUUCCGCGUGCCUAAGGGAACAAUUGUUUUUCCGAAUGUUUGGGCUAUGUCUAGGGAUAACAUCAGCGGAAUUUCUCCCGACGAAUUUGCACCAGAGCGUUUUCUUGACGAUUGCGUCGAAAGGACAGCAUUGGACCCAUAUUCAUACGCUUUUGGAUUUGGUAGGAGGAUAUGUCCCGGCAGGUUCUUUGCGGAUAAUAGUGUAUUUUUAUAUGUGACUGGUCUCGUGUCCACCUUUGUCAUAUCUCCGACUGUUGGAUCGGAUGGAAGGAACUCUCUUUUGAGGGCGCCGUUUAGACAGGGUAUGAUGAGGUUCCCUGAAUCGUUUCACGUUUGUAUACUUCCCCGUUCUGAGAAGCUCGCAGAAGAACUCCAAGCCAGAGCUAGGGAGAUGUCCAAGAAUGGCAGUGAGUGACGCAGCAACUUGUAGCGAGAGCAUGAGUAGAUCCGUGUAUCCUUAUCUUAUGAAUCGUGAUCUGUGAUAUACUAUAGUGUCCGUCGUGUC
This is a messenger RNA of Suillus discolor, 1822 nucleotides long. RefSeq names its product cytochrome P450. The record is from RefSeq and is a predicted model, not a curated record. Lineage: Eukaryota; Fungi; Basidiomycota; Agaricomycetes; Boletales; Suillaceae. Bases 158 to 1732 code for a protein of 524 amino acids. The transcript has 12 exons. Gene Ontology annotation, molecular function: monooxygenase activity; oxidoreductase activity, acting on paired donors, with incorporation or reduction of molecular oxygen; iron ion binding.